This is a messenger RNA of Jaculus jaculus (lesser Egyptian jerboa), 1182 nucleotides long. RefSeq names its product G protein-coupled receptor 32 (gene Gpr32). Gene Ontology annotation, cellular component: plasma membrane. Gene Ontology annotation, biological process: complement receptor mediated signaling pathway; inflammatory response; positive regulation of cytosolic calcium ion concentration. The record is from RefSeq and is a predicted model, not a curated record. Lineage: Eukaryota; Metazoa; Chordata; Mammalia; Rodentia; Dipodidae. Gene Ontology annotation, molecular function: N-formyl peptide receptor activity; complement receptor activity.
AUGAAUAAUCCUGAAAACCAACCUGAGCAAGGGUGGUACCUGCGGGAACUGACCACUGCCAUCCUGUCUGUGUCCUGUGUCAUUGGAGUCCUGAGCAAUGGACUGGUGCUGUAUAUGACCAUUUUCCAGAUGGCUCACAUUGUCACCACCAUUUGGUUCUUCAACCUGGCCCUAGCUGACUUCACUGUCCUCCUGUCCCUGCUCAUCUCUAUCUACAACAUGGCAUGGCCAGUGACCCUCUGGGCAUGCAAAAUCUACAUGGUUUUUUUCUGGCUUAACUUUUUCACCAGCAUCUACCUUCUGGUCUUCAUCUCUGUGGAUUGCUGCAUCUUGCUCCUCUACCCAGACUGGGCCUGGAGCCACCACAGUAUGAAGAGAGUCAUUUGGUUGGCUAUCCCUGUGUGGCUUUUGGCAGCCACUGUCUGCUCUCCAUACUUCAAGCGACAGAAGGCAGUGACUAUUACUUGUUUCCUGUUGUGUUUCUUGGUGUUCUUGGUCAUCACUGGCACCUGUGCCCACCUCAUCCGUACCAAGCUCUGGAGGGAGGAUUUGGUCCACAUCAGCAGGCCCAAGAGACUGCUGGUGGUGUUGGUGAAAGUUUUCACCUUCUGGGUUCCCUUGAAUGUGGCGCUUCUGGUCGAGUGGGGGAGGCUAAUGAUGUCGCCAAACCAAUCUCACUAACCCUAGAUGCUACUUAUCUUGUGGACCACCUUCUCCUUAAGCUACCCCAACACCUGUCUCAACCUGUUCCUCUAUGUUUUCAUAAGCAGAAAUUUCCAACAAAAAAUUUUCCGGUCUCUGUUUUCUGCCCUAGCCAGAUCGUUUGGGGAAGAAGGUUUUAUCUCAUCCUGCCCCUGAGGCAAAGCCCCCCCCCAUGGGGGGGGGAGGAUGCUUGAAACCUGCAGGAGGAAACCAGAAGUCUUCCUUCAUAGCCAGUUCCAAAUGGAGACACUGGGCAGUGGCUUCCACUCAUGCCUCAGUUUCCGCCCGGGUAUCAAUCAAGUGGGCAAUGAAGGCGCCAGCCGGCCUGCGGAGGUGGGUGGCAGUGGGGACCCUUCCCCCACCCAGCCCAUGCGCGAGGGGAGUCGGGGCGCGGCGGGACGCGGCGCUCCACGCGAGCAGCCUGCGGUGUUUGGCUUUCCGAGUGAGCGGCUGCAGCAGGUACCCCUGGGAGGCCUGUGA